UACAACGUGUUUUUAUCGCUGGCUGUCCAGACGGAAGGUGCUGAAACGCUUUGUCGCGUGUCUGGAAGAAGUGAAAACUUUCCUGGGCAGCAAAGGGCUCACCUUUCCUGAGCUGGAACAGCCAGAGUGGCUGGAAAAGCUACACUUCAUGGUAGACAUGACAGCGCACCUGAACACGCUGAACACAGCUCUUCAGGGGAAAGGACGUACAGCCCUGCACAUGUUGGAGGAUGUUUUGGCAUUCGAGCGCAAGUUGACAGUGCUUGCCAGAGAUUUACAGAAAGGCACUUUGUCUCACUUCCCCAAUUUGAGAGAGUUCAAACAAGGUCACGACAUGAUAAUUUCGGAGUAUUUACAUUCUGCAAUCAUCGCAAUGCAAACAUCGUUUGGGAAAUGCUUCUGUGAAUUCAGAGAGGAAAAAAACACAUUAUCCUUCCCGGUCACUCCCUUAAGCAUCGAUCCUUCCCUACUGAAUACGACUGCAUUGGCAGGUGUGAGUCAACCUGAUCUUGAGAUGGAACUGGCCGACAUAGCCGACAAAGACAUAUGGGUGUCCAAGUUUAGACGCUUGACAGCAGACCUUGAAGAUGUUGCCCGUCAGAAGGCCGUUCUUGCUCAGAAACACAAAUGGAGUGAUAUUGAAAACCUCACAGAUGACAGCUUGCGAUCCUGUGUAAAGAUGAAGGUGACAUCAUACAGCCCUGAUGUGCAGACGCUGUGCGCUGAGGUCCAGGAGCAGAAAUCCCAUUAACCAAGAUGACAGCUGGCUGACGUUAUUUUUGGUUUGCUGCUGGCGGAAAAUUUAAGUUCGGCGUUUUUCAUAAAUACAAGAAGGACUCAAAUAGACAUUGAAUAUUUUACUUAAAAGUAACUUUCAACCCAACGUCUUUUUUUCGGAGUUCAAAAUGUUUUUGUUGCAUGCAGAAAUGUAAUUUCGUUUUCUCUGCAGGAGUUCAUCAAUUUCAUAAAUGCAACACAUUAUAGUUUGUUUAUACAUAGCAUAAAGGCAAAAAAAAACGUUGUAUGCAGUGUUAUUUCAUUUUAAAUGUCAAACGGGUUUUGCGGCUCCCAGUGUUUUCUUUUCUGUGGGA
Messenger RNA from Hypanus sabinus (Atlantic stingray), 1091 nucleotides. Its product is annotated as general transcription factor II-I repeat domain-containing protein 2-like. The record is from RefSeq and is a predicted model, not a curated record. Bases 149 to 751 code for a protein of 200 amino acids. The transcript is spliced from 2 exons. NCBI's taxonomy places the organism in Eukaryota, Metazoa, Chordata, Chondrichthyes, Myliobatiformes, Dasyatidae.